AUGGCCAGCGGAGCAGCCGAGCUGGAGAACAUGGAGGUCCAGCCGCAGAACAACAACACCCGCUGGGAGAACACGGACAACCAGGCCUGGGACGACACCACGGCCACCGCCAAACUGUUCGAGUGCUCCCGCAUCAAAGCACUCGCCGAUGAGCGCGAGGCCGUGCAGAAGAAAACCUUCACCAAGUGGGUGAACUCGCACCUGGCCCGGGUGUCCUGCCGCAUCAGUGACCUCUACGCCGACCUCCGCGACGGCUACAUGCUGACCAAGCUGCUGGAGGUGCUGUCCGGGGAGCAGCUGCCCAAGCCGACGCGUGGGCGCAUGCGGAUCCACUCGCUGGAGAACGUGGACAAGGCCCUGCAGUUCUUGAAGGAGCAGCGUGUGCACCUGGAGAACGUCGGCUCGCACGACAUCGUGGACGGGAACCACCGCCUGACGCUGGGGCUCAUCUGGACCAUCAUCCUGCGGUUCCAGAUCCAGGUGAUUAAAAUCGAGACGGAAGACAACAGGGAGACGCGCUCGGCCAAGGACGCGCUGCUGCUGUGGUGCCAGAUGAAGACGGCAGGGUACCCGGAAGUGAAUAUCCAGAACUUCACCACCAGCUGGAGAGACGGGCUGGCCUUCAACGCCCUGAUCCACCGGCACAGGCCAGAGAUCAUCGACUUCAACAAACUCACCAAAUCCAACGCUACGUACAACCUGCAGCAGGCCUUCAACUUGGCCGAGCAGCAGCUGGGCCUGACCAAGCUGCUGGACCCGGAAGACGUGAACAUGGAGAACCCGGAUGAGAAGUCCAUCAUCACCUACGUGGUCUCUUUCUACCACUACUUCUCCAAAAUGAAGGCCCUCGCAGUGGAGGGGAAGAGGAUUGGGAAGGUGCUGGACCAGGCGGUGGAGAUCGAGAAGCUCAUGGAGCGGUACGAGCUGCUGGCAGCCGAGCUGCUGGCGUGGAUCGAGCGCACCGUCGGCAUCAUCAGCAACCAGAAGUUCGCCAACUCCCUGGCCGGGGUGCAGCAACAGCUCCAGGCCUUCACCACCUUCUGCACCCUGGAGAAGCCGGUCAAGUUCCAGGAGAAGGGGAACCUGGAGGUCCUGCUGUUCAGCAUCCAGAGCAAACUGCGCGCCCAAGGCCGCAAACUCUACGUGCCCAGCGAGGGCCGGGGCAUCGCGGACAUCAACAAGGCCUGGGCCCGGCUGGAGAAGGUGGAGCAUGAGCGGGAGGUGUCGCUGCGCAACGAGCUCAUCCGGCAGGAGAAGCUGGAGCUGCUGGCCCAGCGCUUCGACCACAAGGCCGGUAUGCGGGAGGCCUGGCUCGGCGAGAACCAGCGGCUGGUGGCGCAGGACAACUUCGGCUACGACCUGCCGGCGGUGGAGGCAGCCAUGAAGAAGCACGAGGCCAUUGAGGCGGACGUCUCGUCCUACGAGGAGCGCAUCCAGGUGGUGGUGGAGCUGGCGCUGGCCCUGGAGGCCGAGGGUUACUACGACGUGCGGCGCAUCAGCGCCCAGAAGGGCAGCAUCCUGCGCCAGUGGGGACUGCUGACCGAGCUGGUGGGCGCCCGGCGGGCCCGCCUGGAGCAGAGCCUGGCCCUGCAGACCAUCUUCCAGGAGAUGGUUUACAUGAUCGACUGGAUGGAGGAGAUGCAGGCCCCGCUGCUGUCGAGGGAGGUGGGGAAGCACCUGCUGGAGGUGGAGGACCUGCUGCAGAAGCACGCCCUGCUGGAGGCCGACGUAGCUGCCCAGAGCGAGCGGGUGCAGGCGCUCAACCAGGCCGCCCUGAAGUUCUGCGAGCUGGCGGGUUACCAGCCCUGUGACCCCCAGAUCAUCCGCAACCGCGUGACCCACGUGCAGACGUGCCUGGAGGAGCUGUGCCAGCGGGCGGCCCAGCGGCGCACGGAGCUGGAGGCCUCCUGCCACCUGUGGGCCUUCUUCCAGGAGCUGGAGGAGGCCGAGGCCUGGGUGCGGGAGAAGGAGCAGAUCCUGGCCUCCAAGCCGUGCGGCAAGGACCUGAGCAGCGUGCUGCAGCUGAGCGGGCAGCACAAGCUGAUGCUGGGGGAGCUGGGCGGGCGCCGGGCCCUGCUGCACCAGGCCGUGAAGAAGGGGGAGCAGCUGCUGGCCACCCAGCGCCCCGGCGCAGCCCAGCUGCAGGAGAAGCUGCGGGAGGUGCGGCAGCGCUGGAAGAAGCUGGAGGAGGUGACGGGGAUGCACCAGCAGAAGCUGCAGGAGGCCUUGAGCUUCUACCAGUUCAGCGCCGAGACGGACGACCUGCUGGCCUGGCUGCAGGACACCUACCGCCUGGCCUCCAGCGACGACUUCGGGCACGACGAGUACUCCAGCCAGGCGCUGCUCCGCAAGCACGCCGCCGUGGCGCAGGAGCUGGAGCGGCACCGGGCGCCCGUGCUGGCCCUGCGCGCCCAGCUGGCCCGGCUGGCCCCCCAGCACCACCAGGUGGUGGACGUGCAGAUCCGCAUCGUGGAGGUGGAGCAGCUCUAUGGGGAGGUGGCCGAGGUGGCCGUGCUGCGGCACCAGUGGCUGCAGGACGCCCUGGCCGUGUACCGCAUGUUCGGCGAGGUCCGCGCCUGCGAGGGCUGGCUGGACGAGAAGGAGCAGUGGCUCUCCGGGAUGCACGUGCCACAGGAGCUGGAGGACGUGGAAGUGGUGCAACACAGGUUUGAGAGCCUGGACCAGGAGAUGAACAGCGUGAUGGGGCGCAUCCUGGACGUGAACGAGACCGUGCAGCAGCUGGUGGAGGGUGGCCACCCCAGCGCGUCCGAGGUGCAGUCCUGUCGGGACCACCUGAACGGCAGGUGGAACCGGGUGGUGGAGCUGGUGGAGCAGAGGAAGGACCAUCUCAGCUCCGUCCUGACGAUCCAGAACUACCUGCUGGAGUGCACCGAGAUCAAGGCGCAGAUCCGGGAGAAGCGCCGCGCCGUGGAGGCCAGCCAGUACAGCAGCGGCGACCUGGGUGGCGUCCUGGCCUUGCAGCGCAAGCUCUCCACCAUGGAGGCUGCCCUGGUGGUGCUGGAGCCCAAGCUCCUGGAGCUGCAGCAGGAGGGCGAAGCCUUGGCCACCGCCCACCCGGCCCAGGCGCUGACCGUCCUGCUGCACUUUGAGGAGAUCAGCGAGGAGUGGGAGGCCUUGAAGAGGACCCUGCAGGGCUGCGAGGACUCGCUCUCCGUGGCCAGCCGGCUGCAGCAGUUCAUCCAGGACCUGGACAACUUCCUGACCUGGCUGGUGAAGACUCAGGCGGCCGUGGCCUCAGAAGAGCUGCCCAGCAACCUGGCGGGGGCAGAGCGGCUGCUGAGCCAGCACGCGGCCCUCAAGGAGGAAAUCGACCGCUACGAGGAGGACUACACCAAGAUCCAGGCGGCCAGCGACCUGCUGGCCCUGGAGGAAGCCGACGUGCCCUGCCUCUCGCUCCAGCAGUGGCUGCAGAAGCUGGACGUGGGCUGGAACAAGCUGCUGCAGAUGUGGGAGAGCCGGCGGGAGGCGCUGGUCCAGGCGCACAUCUUCCACCUUUUCCUGAGGGACGUGCAGCAGGCCGAGGCGUGUCUCCACAACCAGGCAUCCACCCUGGCCCACGCGGAGCUGCCCACCACGAUGGAGGCGGCGGAGAAGGCCAUCAAGAAGCACAAGGAUUUCAUAACCACCAUGGAGCUGAGCGUGCCGAAGACGACGCUGGCCCUGCGGGCCGGGGAGAGCCUGGUGCGUCAGGGCAGCCCCUACAGCGAGCGCGCCCAGGAGGAGAUGGCGGCGCUCAGAGACAAGAGCCACCAGAACUUCCAGCUGGCCCAGGAGUGGAUGCAGCAGCUGAACGAUCACUUGGAUCUGCAGCGUUUCUUGCAGAACUGUCAGGAGCUCGCCGGCUGGAUGAGGGAGAAGCGGCUCAUGGCCGGGGACCAGGCGGCCAAGCCCCAGGCGCGCUGGCAGCGGCACCAGGAGUUCCGGGCCCAGCUGGCGCAGAACCGCGAGUGGCUGCACAAGAUCGAGCAGGAAGGCCAGCAGCUCCUUGAGGAGAAGCCGGAGCUGGCCGGCUCGGUGAAGAAGCAGCUGGAGGAGAUCCGGCAGUGCUGGGGGGAGCUCGAGAGCACGUCACAGGCCAGGGCCCAGCACCUCCUGGAGGCCAGCAAGGCGGAGCAGCUGGUGCAGUGCUACGCGGACCUGGACAAGAGGCUGGUGAACAUGGAGGGGCAGCUGCAGGCUGUGGAUGCUGGCGCCAGCCUGGCCACCGUCAACAACCAGCUGAAGAAACUCCAGACGAUGGAGUCGCAGAUGGAGGAGUGGUACAAAGAGGCCGGGCAGCUCCAGGAGCAGCUGGCCUCCCUGCCCCUGGAGCCGGCCAGCAAGGAGGCAGUGGACGAGAAGCAGAACGCAGUGGGGACGCGGAUUGUCCGCCUCAUCGAGCCCCUGAAAGAGAGGAGGAGGAUCCUGCUGGCUUCCAAGGAGGUACAUCAGGUCUGCCAUGACCUGGAGGACGAGAUCAGCUGGGUCCAGGACCGGCUGCCGCUCGCCACCUUGCGAGAUCACGGGAGCAAUCUGCAGGCCGUGCAGCGCUUCAUCAAGAAGAACCAGAACCUGCGGCGUGAGCUGCAGGUGCACCAGCCCCGGGUGGACGAGGUGCUGGAGCGGGCGGGCGCCCUCGCCUCCAUCAAGAGCCCCGAGGUGGACGGGGUGCGGCUGCUGCUGGAGAAGCUGCGGGAGCUGUGGGGGGCGCUGGGGGAGCAGACGGAGCAGCGCCAGCACCUGCUGGACGCCACCUACCAGGUGGAGCAGUAUUACUUCGACGUGGGCGAGGUGGAGGCCUGGCUCGGCGAGCAGGAGCUGCUGCUGAUGAACGAGGAGAAGGGCAAGGACGAGCAGAGCACCCUGCAGCUGCUGAAGAAGCACCUGCUUCUGGAGCAAAGCAUUGAGAACUACGAGGAGACCAUCGCCCAGCUGUCCCGCCAGUGCCGCGCCCUGCUGGAGCUGGGCCACCCCGACAGCGAACAGAUAAGUAGGCGGCAGUCUCAGGCUGACCGGCUCUACGUGUCUCUGAAGGACCUGGUGGAGGAGCGCAAGGCUGGGCUGGAGCAGCAGUACUGGCUCUACCAGCUCAGCCGCGAGGUGGACGACCUGGAGCACUGGAUCGCCGAGAAGGAGGUGGUGGCCGGGUCGCCGGAGCUGGGCCAGGACUUCGAGCACGUCACGCUACUGCAGGAGAAGUUCACGGCAUUCGCCAGCGAGACGGGCAGCGUGGGGAACGAGCGGCUCUCGGCCGUGAACCAAAUGGUGGAUGAGCUGAUCGACUACGGGCACGUGGACGCGGCCACCAUCGCGGAGUGGAAGGACGGGGUGAACGAGGCCUGGGCCGACCUGCUGGAGCUGAUGGAGACGCGGGCCCAGAUGCUGGCUGCCUCCCACGAGCUGCACAAGUUCUUCAGCGACUGCAAGGACCUGCUGGCCCAGAUCGAGGAGAAGAAGCAGCGGCUGCCGGAGGUGGCGGCCCACGAGUCCCGCAGCUCCGCCGGGGCCCUGCAGCGGGUGCUCAGCUCCUUCGAGCACGACGUGCAGGUGCUGGUGAGCCAGGUGCGGCAGCUGCAGGAGGGGGCGGCCCAGCUGCGGACAGUGUACGCCGGGGAGAACGCCGAUGCCAUCGCCACCAAGGAGCAGGAUGUGCUGCGGGCGUGGAAGGAGCUGCUGGGCUCAUGCGAGGCGUGCCGGCUGCAGAUCACCACCACCACGGACAAGAUGCGCUUCACCAGCAUGGUGCGCGACCUCAUCUCCUGGAUGGACGGCGUCAGCUGCCAGAUCGGUACUGGCGAGAAGCCCAGGGACGUGUCCUCGGUGGAGGUGCUGAUGAACUAUCACCAGGGUCUGAAGAGCGAGAUCGAAGCCCGGAGCCAGAGCAUCGCGGCCUGCGUGGAGCUGGGCAAGACCCUAGUGCUCAACAGAAGCCCCGUGGCCGAGGAGAUCAAGGGCCACCUGGAGAGGCUGAUGACCAAGAAGAAGGAACUGACUGACAAGUGGGACAAGCACUGGGAGUGGCUGCAGCAAAUGCUGGAAGUGCACCAGUUUGCGCAGGAGGCCGUGGUGGCCGACGCCUGGCUCACGGCCCAGGAGCCCCUGCUGAAGAGCCGCCAGCUGGGCAGCAGCGUGGACGAGGUGGAGCAGCUGAUCCGGCGCCACGAGGCCUUUCGCAAGGCGGCCUCCACCUGGGAGGAGAGAUUCAGCUCCCUGCGGCGCCUCACCACGCUAGAGAAGCUGAAGGCCGAGCAGAGCAAGCAGCCGGCCACACCACUCCUGGGACGCAAAUUCUUGGGGGAGCCCAGCGAGCCGGGCCUCAAGGGCCCCUCGCUACUGCGCCAGGCCGAGGCAAAGCUGGAGCGGCAGGACCUGCUGCGGGGCCGGCCCCAGGCUCCGGCCCUCCCCAGCGGGGGCUCGGGGGAGCCCGCGGAGGCGCUGGAGCUCAGGGUGGCCUACGUGCGGCAGGAGAUGAAGCCGGAGCGGCUGCAGCCCCGGCUCGACCGCGUGCAGGAGGGCCUGGCUGUCGGCGCCGAAAGGCUGAGGGAGGCGAAGGCGGCGGCUGAGGAGAGGCUGGAGGCCAAGCCGAGCCAGCACCUGCAAGUGCCCGUGGCAGGCACGGUGCUGGCGGAGCCGGCCCAGGUCAGCCGUGCCGAGACACAGCCGGAUCAGCCGCGGGAGCAGCAUCCGGAGCCCAGCGAGCAGGAGACGCUGCGCCACGAGCAGGCGGAGAGGCGCCGGGAGCGGCACGAGCGGCGCCUGGAGCGGCAGGAGUCCAGCGAGCAGGAGACGGCCCGGCACGAGCAGGCGGAGAGGCGCCGGGAGCGGCAUGAGCGGCGCCUGGAGCGGCAGGAGUCCAGCGAGCAGGAGACGCCCCGGCACGAGCAGGCGGAGAGGCGCCGGGAGCGGCACGAGCGGCGCCUGGAGCGGCAGGAGUCCAGCGAGCAGGAGACACCCCGGCACGAGCCCAAAGGGGGCGGCAAGACCACGCUGGCGGAGAUUGUGGAGCAGCUGCAGGAGAAGGAGUCGGCCGCGCAGGUGCCGGCCCCGCCCCACGACUCCCCCGCCCGCCUGCCCAACGGCCUCGACCUGCUGCCCGAGAGGACGCCGCGCCCGGACCGGCCCCGGGCCCGCGACAGGCCCAAGCCCAGGAGGAGGCCACGGCCCAGGGACCCCAGCCAGCCCCCGGGGGAGAGCCGCAGGUCCCGCUCGGCGCCGGCCCAGAGCAGCGCCCCGCCCCCCCCACCCCCCACCUACACCGUCCAGCUGGAGGGCUUCCUCUUCCGCAAGCACGAACUGGAGGGGCCCAACAAGAAAGCCUCCAACAGGUCCUGGGUAAACCUGUACUGCGUCCUGAGCAGAGGGGACCUGGGCUUCUAUAAGGAUGCCAAGGGGCAGGCGUCGGGCAGCACCCACGGCGGGGAGCCGCUGGUCCCCCUGCACCAGGCCACCAGCCAGGUGGCCAGUGACUACAAGAAGAAGAAGAACGUCUUCAAGCUCAAGACUGGUGACGGGAACGAGUUCCUGCUGCAGGCCAAGGACGAGGAGGAGAUGAAGAACUGGCUCCAGGCGCUGGCUACCUCCGCCGAGGAGCACGCCGAGAUCGCCCGCUGGAGCCAGGCGCUGCUCACCACCUCCUCCACCGACGAGGGCAACCCGCGGCGGGACAGCGACCGGCGGGCCAGCACGUCCGGCAGGAAGAAGUGA
Messenger RNA from Emys orbicularis (European pond turtle), 7704 nucleotides. It is a transcript of the gene SPTBN4, whose product is annotated as spectrin beta, non-erythrocytic 4. Gene Ontology annotation, cellular component: cell projection; spectrin; cortical actin cytoskeleton. NCBI's taxonomy places the organism in Eukaryota, Metazoa, Chordata, Testudines, Emydidae. Gene Ontology annotation, biological process: actin cytoskeleton organization; central nervous system projection neuron axonogenesis. The transcript is spliced from 35 exons. The coding region runs from base 1 to 7704 and encodes 2567 amino acids. The record is from RefSeq and is a predicted model, not a curated record. Gene Ontology annotation, molecular function: actin filament binding; structural constituent of cytoskeleton; phospholipid binding.